CAAACACCCUUUCUUAAGGCUCCAACCACCAACACUUAAGAGCAAGUCAGUCCAAAAGAUUUUAUAAACGAUCGUAGACAGAAAGUUCUCCAAAUUGUCACCACCCACCCAACACCAAACGUGUUCACUCUCUUCCAGGGCUCCAGGCCAUGGCUUUGGCGGGGAAAGGCUUCGUUCUGCUCAUGUUGAUGGUGGCGGUACAUAUAUCCAAUGCGGCUGUGUACAAGGUUGGGGACUCGGCAGGUUGGACCACCAUUGGUAAUAUUAACUACAAGCAGUGGGCCGCUACUAAGACCUUUCAAGUUGGUGAUAUUAUCCAUUUUGAGUACAACGCCCAAUUCCACAACGUGAUGAGAGUAACGCAUAAAAUGUACAGGGCUUGCAAUGUGUCAGCACCUUUGGCCACCUACACCACUGGGAAUGACACCAUCCAUAUCACUAGGCGCGGUCACCACUUCUUUUUCUGCGGCGUCCCCGGCCACUGCCAAGCUGGCCAGAAGGUCGACAUCAAUGUGCCUCGCAAUCUUUCAACUACUGCUUCAACUCCAUCAGCAUUGGUCUCUCCUCUAGUUCCUGCCGCUCGUAUUCCCACUCCUUCUCCGAGUAAGGCUGUUACGUUCAGUGCUUUGAAGGAUGGCUUUGGUUCGCUUGGGUUAAUGGCUAUGGCUGUGGUUGUUCUUUUGGUUUCUGACUCUGCUUAAUCAAGGGUUUCUUCUUAGUUAAACCCUUCUUUGUUUGUGGAAUUUAUGGGGAUUACGUUGUGUUGGAGCUUUUUUGGGAAUUAUUUAGGGCAUAGCGGUGGAGGAUAUUCAUUGGCUAGGUAUAUCAUAUAUAAACAUGGCUUACAAAUUUUAAUUU
Messenger RNA from Carya illinoinensis, 858 nucleotides. RefSeq names its product mavicyanin-like. Gene Ontology annotation, cellular component: plasma membrane. Gene Ontology annotation, molecular function: electron transfer activity. Bases 150 to 701 code for a protein of 183 amino acids. The transcript has 2 exons. The record is from RefSeq and is a predicted model, not a curated record. Lineage: Eukaryota; Viridiplantae; Streptophyta; Magnoliopsida; Fagales; Juglandaceae.